Molecule: messenger RNA, 1791 nt
Organism: Phascolarctos cinereus (koala)
Lineage: Eukaryota; Metazoa; Chordata; Mammalia; Diprotodontia; Phascolarctidae
Gene: CASP9
Product: caspase 9
Biological process (GO): proteolysis; regulation of apoptotic process
Molecular function (GO): cysteine-type endopeptidase activity
Source: RefSeq, a predicted model, not a curated record
AUGGAGGAGGCUCAGCGGGAGCUCUUGCAGCAGAACCGCUUGCGCCUGGUGAGGGAGCUGCGGGUAGAGCCGCUCUGGGAUCUGAUGCUGGCCCAGGAGCUGUUCACUCGCGACAUGAUCGAGGACAUACAGGCUGGUACUCGGAGAGACCAGGCUAGGCAGUUGAUAACAGAUCUUCAGACACGAGGGAAGCGUGCCCUUCCCAUAUUCAUCUCUUGCCUGGAAGAUACCGGCCAAUGGGCUCUGGCAACUCUCCUCCGUGAAAGUAAUUCAACCCAGCAACUGGACCCAAUUGACAUCAAACCAAUUGAAAUGGUCAGAUCUGGAGAAUCCAGCAGUACUUGUAUGAAGCUUCCCACGAGAUCACUGGUCCCAGGCUCCCACACCAGCAAGGAAGAAGACCCAGAGGCAUCAUACUUGGAUGUAGCGCAGGGUGCUGCGGGGCCUGUACAAGCCAGAUGUUGGAGAAACUUUGGUGUGGUUGGACAGGUGUAUACUCUGAACUCAGACCCAUGUGGCUACUGCCUUAUCAUCAACAAUGUGGACUUCCAUGCUUCCUCAGGCCUUUCUGUCCGAACAGGCUCGAACAUUGACUGUGAAAAGAUGCAGAAACGCUUUCAAGCGCUGUAUUUUGCUGUGGAGGUCAAGUGUAAUCUGAGCGCGCAGGCAAUGGGAGCAGCCUUGCAGCAGCUGGCCAAGAGGGACCACAGUGCCCUGGACUGCUGCGUGGUGGUCAUUCUGUCUCAUGGCUGUCAGGCCAGUCAUAUCCAGUUUCCAGGAGCCAUCUAUGGCGUAGACGGAGCCUCCAUUUCAGUUGAGACAAUUGUGAACAUCUUCAGUGGGUCCAGAUGCCCCAGCCUGGGAGGGAAACCCAAGCUUUUCUUCAUCCAGGCCUGUGGUGGGGAUCAGAGAGACCAUGGAUUUCAGGUGUCUUCUAAUACUCCUGAGGAUGAGUCCCCUGGCAGUGACCCUGACAGUGACCCUGAGACAGAUGCUACCCCUUUCCAAAAUAACUUUGAUCAACCAGAUGCUGUGGCCAGCCUACCGACACCUAGUGAUAUCUUGGUGUCCUAUUCUACAUUUCCUGGUUUUGUCUCCUGGAGGGAUAUCAAGAGUGGUUCAUGGUACAUAGAGACCUUGGAUAGAAUGUUGGACAUGUGGGCAGAUGACGAAGACUUACUGAGCAUUCUUCUCAUGGUGUCUAAUGCAGUGUCUGCCAAAGGGACAUACAAACAGAUUCCUGGUUGCUUUAAUUUCCUCCGGAAAAGAUUUUUCUUUAAAACCAAGUGAGAAUGGGUACUGCUCUUCUUUCCUCCUACCUGAAAUUUUCCUUUCUUUCUGCCUGGAAGCAGCUGCAGGCAAGGGCUCUGGGCUUUCCUGCCUAGGAAUGGGGAGGAGAUAGCCUCCUUCUCCCUGCUCUGAAUAACUCCCUCUGGUCUGCUACAUGUCACUGAUCCUGGAGCUAUUGGAGAUGGUGUCCUGGCCUUUGUCCCACCACCAGCAGCAGCAGGUCCAGUGAUGGGCAGAGCUAGAGACUAAAAAGAGUGGAGGAAGAGAAGGGCCAUAGAUGUUUGUGCCCACCCUCAUGUGGCUGGCUAGCUGGGUGACUUGGUUUCUUUGGAAUUGUGGACUGCAGACACUCAAGAAAGUCUCAACUGCUCAAUAAGUAAGAUGGUGCCACCAGAUCCUAGAAAGUGGAAAUCUCUGAGCUUGAAAAAGGCUUUAGAAAUUGUUUAUUUUUUUCCUACUGUUUGUGGUUUUCAUAAAAAAGAAUUCUUUUAUAAAUCCUAA